Messenger RNA from Oncorhynchus kisutch (coho salmon), 10433 nucleotides. RefSeq lists its product as uncharacterized. The transcript has 27 exons. The record is from RefSeq and is a predicted model, not a curated record. NCBI's taxonomy places the organism in Eukaryota, Metazoa, Chordata, Actinopteri, Salmoniformes, Salmonidae. Bases 2783 to 7786 code for a protein of 1667 amino acids.
AAAUACUCACCUUCUUCCUACUCUCCUUGUCCUGGUCUGCUUCUGGGUUCGAUUUUGAAGAAACGUGACAAGUAGACCUUGUGAGCAUCGUAGAUUUGCAUGUUUUGCUCUCUGAUCGGAUUGUCUGAAUUCACUAGUUGAGUGUCAAUCACAGAAAAAAGCAAUAGCUAUAGAGUGAGUUGUUGUUUAUGUUUCUAAGACUGCAGGGUGGGAGAUGCAACAAUGGCCUUGAGAACAGCAGGAAGUGUGUUGGGUCUUUGUCUGGUCUGUAGCAGGUCUGGUCUCAUUCAUUAUGUUUUAGUAAUGUUAUCUUAAUGUUAUUCUGUGUGUUCAGUGACAUCGUCUGUUAGGGGCUUCUUCUUUUCUGGAAUAGUUGUCUUUCACACCUCACUGAGUAACACUUAGGUCCUUUCUGUGGUUUCCAUUCACACUCAGCAAGUAGAGUACGGCAACAAAGUGUGGACAAAUGCUGUUAGUGUGAGGAAAUGGGUCUGUAAUGUAUAAUCACUAUAAUGUGUGAUUGUGUUUCAGUGUUACUGGGUCAGGAUGGCAGGAGUGUGAAGUACAUCACUCAGAGUAUCUGUGUCUUGAAGGGGUCAACAGUAGAGCUGACCUGCUGUUACACAUAUCCCAGUGGUACAGUCACAACAACCUUCUGGUUCACUAGAAAUGAUGCUGAGGAGAAUCCUGUGACUCUGAGUGAUGAACCAGACUACACAGGUCAUGUGACGUACUGUAGCAACAAGAAGAAUGGCCACACCCUGACAAUCAGAGAUCUGAGAGAGUGUGACUCAGCUAUGUGCAAUGUCCAUCCUGACCCUAACUGGGACACACACCACUGAAAAUGAGGACCAGACACUCUGGCAGUAGACUGCAGGGUGGGAGAUGCAACAAUGGCCUUGAGAACAGCAGGAAGUGUGUUGGGGGUCUUUGUCUGGUCUGUAGCAGUGUUACUGGGUCAGGAUGGCUGGAGUGUGAAGUACAUCACUCAGAGUAUCUGUACCUUGAAGGGGUUAACAGUAGAGCUGUCCUGCUCUUACACAUAUCCCAGUGGUACAGUCACAACAACCUUCUGUUUCACUACAAAUGAUGCUGAGGGGAAUCCUGUGACUCUGAGUGAUGAACAAGACUACACAGGUCAUGUGACGUACUGUAGCAACAAGAAGAAUGGCCACACCCUGACAAUCAGAGAUCUGAGAGAGUGUGACUCAGCUAUGUACAAGUUCAGAUUUAUAACAGAUCAGACCAUAAGGAAAUAUAGUGGUGAUCCUGGAGUCACUCUGUCUGUCACAGAGUGUCCAUCCUGACCCUAACUGGGACACACACACCACUGAAAAUGAGGACCAGACACUCUGGCAGUAGUGUGAAAAUCCCCCACAGUGACACGUUCACAUCUCUUCAGAGAGACGCUCAGCACUCCGUAUAUCAGACCAUCCAGGGGAGAAAACCACCACAGAACCUGGACUGAUAGAACCACCACAGAACCUGGACUGAUAGAACCACCACAGAACCUGGAGGGAAGAGAACCACCACAGAACCUGGAGGGAAGAGAACCAUCACAGAACAUGGACUGAAGAGAACCAUCACAGAACAUGGACUGAAGAGAACCAUCACAGAACAUGGACUGAAGAGAACCAUCACAGAACAUGGACUGAAGAGAAUCACCACAGAACAUGGACUGAAGAGAACCACCACAGAACAUGGACUGAAGAGAACCACCACAGAACAUGGACUGAAGAGAACCACCACAGAACAUGGACUGAAGAGAACCACCACAGAACAUGGACUGAAGAGAACCACCACAGAACAUGGACUGAAGAGAACCACCACAGAACAUGGACUAAAGAGCUAUGGCCCCAAACCAAAGCUAGUCCUUACACUCUAUUCUCUUGCUAAUAUAUUGUUAUCAUAUCUUGAAGAUUCAACCAAAUUACAAAAUGACACAUUGGUUUCCCUUCCCUUUUAGCAGUCUAUGAACAUGGUGUGACAUCAGUCCCUGCUUUGGUUUAGUUUCCCCUGACACUGUUUCCACUUGCUAACGUUUUACCAUUUGUGGCACAAAGAGGCAUUUCUCACACAUCAUUUCAAAAUCAAUCAAAAGUUUUAAAAAAUGCGUUGUGAAGCUCAACAAAGUCACUUCCAGAUGAUUUGAACAUGAUGAGAGAAUGUUAACAUGUGAAAUCUUAAUAUCAGUCCCGUGACUUGAAUGGGAUUUUUGUAAAUGUGGGAGUGUUCGACAUUGUAGCUGACUUUAUAGGCAAGUCGAGAUCUACAAAUCACCUUGCAUGAUGAAUAACUACUCAAUAUUAUUUAUAGAUCAUUCAGUCAGUCACAAUUUACCCAUGAUACAUCAGUUUUGAUGUUCUCGAACACUGUCUGUGUGACUGCUGAAGGAAGCCUUCUCUGCAUAAGCUUCUUGGUUCCUGACAUAGAGUUGGAUAGAAGGUACAUCUUGGCAUCUUUGUCAUGAUGUCUUCUGUGACAGAAUGAGCAGCACCAUUGAGGGCUAUUUCCAUAUUAAAGUAGUUUAUAUCUUCAACUUCCAUAAGUUUAAUAACAGUCGGUAUACCAACUGAAAUGGGGUAUUCAAUGGCUUAGCCGUGCUAAAACAGGCUUUGAAGCAAGUACGUCCUCUAUUCAACUCUAUUGUCCCUGACUGCUUCAAUGUUGUGUCAACCACAGACUGCAAACCUCACACUCAGUGUGUAUUUAUAUAGACUUCCAGUAAGUUAACUUACAACACAUCUCCCCUUCACUCUACUGCAGGGUGGGAGAUGCAACAAUGGUCUUGAGAACAGCAGGAAGUGUGUUGGUGGUCUUUCUCUGGUCUGUGACAGUGGUACUGGGUCAGGAUGGCUGGAGUGUUACAUACACCACUCAGAGUAUCUGUACCUUGAAGGGGUCAACAGUGGAUCUGUUCUGCUCUUACACAUAUCCCAGUGGUCAUAAAGUCACAACAACCUUCUGGUUCACUAAAAUGGAGGCUGGUAUAGAACCUGAAGAUCUAGGUCAGGACCCAGAGUAUGCAGGUCAUCUGGAGUAUCAUGGAGAUAAGAAGAAAGAAUGUACCCUGAAAAUCACAGACUUGAGAGAGAGAGACUCAGCUACGUACAAGUUCAGAUUACUAACAGAUCAGGAAGGAGGGAAAUAUUCUGGAAGUCCUGGAGUCACUCUGUCUGUCACAGGUCUUCAGGUGAAGGUGACUGGAGGACAUCAGGACAAGACACUGACCUGUAUCACCACCUGUACUCUGACUGACAACCCCACCUACAUCUGGUACAAGAACGGACAACAUCUAGAUGAGAGCACCUCCCCCAAGUACAAAUACUCAGUCUCCAAUGACUAUGAAGACAGUUACUCCUGUGCUGUAAAAGGCCAUGAGGAUCUCCACUCUCCUGCAGUUUGUGUUCAGGGUCAGAGCUGCAACAGAGUGACUUACACCAAGAGGAGAAUCUGUGUCUUGAAGGGGUCAACAGUGGACAUAUCCUGUACUUAUGUUGGUUAUUAUUACGCCACAUCAUCAUUCUGGUUUAGAAGUGAUAAGUCGACACCUGAAGACCUAACCACAGACCCAGGGUAUGCAGGUCGUGUGGAGUACACUGGAACAUACAGAGGUCCCUUCACCCUGAGAAUCACAGAUCUGAGAGAGGAGGACUCAGCUGAGUAUCGCUUCACUUUUAAAGCAAACAACAUUGAAUGGGGUCAUAGUUUCCCAGGAACAAGUCUGUCUGUCACAGGUCUGCAGGUGAAGGUGACUCCUGCUGCAGAGGGACAGAAGACACUGACCUGUAUCACCACCUGUACUCUGACUGACAACCCCACCUACAUCUGGUACAAGAACGGACAACGUCUAGAUGAGAGCACCUCCCCCCAGUACAAAGACUCAGUCUCCAGUAACUAUGGAGACAGUUACUCCUGUGCUGUAAAUGGCCACGAUAAUCUCCAUUCUCCUGCAGUGUGUGUUGUGGGUGAGAGCUGUAUGAAUGUGACUUACACCCAUCAGAGUAUCUGUGCUUUGAAAGGGUCAACAGUGGACAUAUCCUGCUUUUACACACAUCCCAGUUGGUAUAACGUCACAGAAGUGUCCUGGUUCAACAAAUGGGAGUCUGGUGUCACUAAAGACCUGAGCCUGAACCCAGAGUAUGUAGAUCGUGUGGAAAACCAUCGACAAACAGAAAAGGACUCCACCCUGAGAAUCACAGACCUGAGAGAAAGUGACUCAACUGAGUACAAGUUCAGAUUUACAACUGAUAAGGCAAGAUGGGGGUACAGCUUCCCUGGAACAUCUUUGACUGUCACAGGUUCUCAGGUGGAGGUGACUCCUAAAUGGAGGUCAGAGUAUAAGACACUGUCCUGUAGCACCACCUGUACUCUGACUGACAACCCCAUCUAUAUCUGGUACAAGAACGGACAACAUCUAGAUGAGAGCACCUCCCCCCAGUACAAAGACCCAGUCUCCAGUAACUAUGAAGACAGUUACUCCUGUGCUGUAAAAGGCCAUGAGGAUCUCCUCUCUCCUGCAGUUUGUGUUCAGGGUCAGAGCUGCAACAGAGUGACUUACACCAAGAGGAGAAUCUGUGUCUUGAAGGGGUCAACAGUGGACAUAUCCUGUACUUAUGUUGGUUAUUAUUCCACCACAUCAUCAUUCUGGUUUAGAAGUGAUAAGUCGACCCCUGAAGACCUAACCACAGACCCAGGGUAUGCAGGUCGUGUGGAGUACACUGGAACAUACAGAGAUCCCUUCACCCUGAGAAUCACAGAUCUGAGAGAGGAGGACUCAGCUGAGUUUCGCUUCACUUUUAAAACAAACAACAUUGACUGGGGUCAUAGUUUCCCAGGAACAAGUCUGUCUGUCACAGGUCUGCAGGUGAAAGUGACUCCUGCUGCAGAGGGACAGAAGACACUGACCUGUAUCACCACCUGUACUCUGACUGACAACCCCACCUACAUCUGGUACAAGAACGGACAGCGUCUAGAUGAGCCCACUUCCCAACAAUACUCUAGUAAUAUCCUAGUAGUGUUGGGUCAUUCUGCGGACAGUUACUCCUGUGCUGUAGAACACCAUGAGGACCUCCACUCUCCUGCAGUGUGUGUUCAGGGUCAGAGCUGCAACAGAGUGACUUACACCAAGAGGAGAAUCUGUGUCUUGAAGGGGUCAACAGUGGACAUAUCCUGUACUUAUGUUGGUUAUUAUUACGCCACAUCAUCAUUCUGGUUUAGAAGUGAUAAGUCGACACCUGAAGACCUAACCACAGACCCAGGGUAUGCAGGUCGUGUGGAGUACACUGGAACAUACAGAGGUCCCUUCACCCUGAGAAUCACAGAUCUGAGAGAGGAGGACUCAGCUGAGUAUCGCUUCACUUUUAAAGCAAACAACAUUGAAUGGGGUCAUAGUUUCCCAGGAACAAGUCUGUCUGUCACAGGUCUGCAGGUGAAGGUGACUCCUGCUGCAGAGGGACAGAAGACACUGACCUGUAUCACCACCUGUACUCUGACUGACAACCCCACCUACAUCUGGUACAAGAACGGACAACGUCUAGAUGAGAGCACCUCCCCCCAGUACAAAGACUCAGUCUCCAGUAACUAUGGAGACAGUUACUCCUGUGCUGUAAAUGGCCACGAUAAUCUCCAUUCUCCUGCAGUGUGUGUUGUGGGUGAGAGCUGUAUGAAUGUGACUUACACCCAUCAGAGUAUCUGUGCUUUGAAAGGGUCAACAGUGGACAUAUCCUGCUUUUACACACAUCCCAGUUGGUAUAACGUCACAGAAGUGUCCUGGUUCAACAAAUGGGAGUCUGGUGUCACUAAAGACCUGAGCCUGAACCCAGAGUAUGUAGAUCGUGUGGAAAACCAUCGACAAACAGAAAAGGACUCCACCCUGAGAAUCACAGACCUGAGAGAAAGUGACUCAACUGAGUACAAGUUCAGAUUUACAACUGAUAAGGCAAGAUGGGGGUACAGCUUCCCUGGAACAUCUUUGACUGUCACAGGUUCUCAGGUGGAGGUGACUCCUAAAUGGAGGUCAGAGUAUAAGACACUGUCCUGUAGCACCACCUGUACUCUGACUGACAACCCCAUCUAUAUCUGGUACAAGAACGGACAACAUCUAGAUGAGAGCACCUCCCCCCAGUACAAAGACCCAGUCUCCAGUAACUAUGAAGACAGUUACUCCUGUGCUGUAAAAGGCCAUGAGGAUCUCCUCUCUCCUGCAGUUUGUGUUCAGGGUCAGAGCUGCAACAGAGUGACUUACACCAAGAGGAGAAUCUGUGUCUUGAAGGGGUCAACAGUGGACAUAUCCUGUACUUAUGUUGGUUAUUAUUCCACCACAUCAUCAUUCUGGUUUAGAAGUGAUAAGUCGACCCCUGAAGACCUAACCACAGACCCAGGGUAUGCAGGUCGUGUGGAGUACACUGGAACAUACAGAGAUCCCUUCACCCUGAGAAUCACAGAUCUGAGAGAGGAGGACUCAGCUGAGUUUCGCUUCACUUUUAAAACAAACAACAUUGACUGGGGUCAUAGUUUCCCAGGAACAAGUCUGUCUGUCACAGGUCUGCAGGUGAAAGUGACUCCUGCUGCAGAGGGACAGAAGACACUGACCUGUAUCACCACCUGUACUCUGACUGACAACCCCACCUACAUCUGGUACAAGAACGGACAACGUCUAGAUGAGCCCACUUCCCAACAAUACUCUAGUAAUACCCUAGUAGUGUUGGGUCAUUCUGCGGACAGUUACUCCUGUGCUGUAGAACACCAUGAGGACCUCCACUCUCCUGCAGUGUGUGUUCAGGGUCAGAGCUGCAACAGAGUGACUUACACCAAGAGGAGAAUCUGUGUCUUGAAGGGGUCAACAGUGGACAUAUCCUGUACUUAUGUUGGUUAUUAUUACGCCACAUCAUCAUUCUGGUUUAGAAGUGAUAAGUCGACACCUGAAGACCUAACCACAGACCCAGGGUAUGCAGGUCGUGUGGAGUACACUGGAACAUACAGAGGUCCCUUCACCCUGAGAAUCACAGAUCUGAGAGAGGAGGACUCAGCUGAGUAUCGCUUCACUUUUAAAGCAAACAACAUUGAAUGGGGUCAUAGUUUCCCAGGAACAACUCUGUCUGUCACAGGUCUGCAGGUGAAGGUGACUCCUGCUGCAGAGGGACAGAAGACACUGACCUGUAGCACCACCUGUACUCUGACUGACAACCCCACCUACAUCUGGUACAAGAACGGACAGCGUCUAGAUGAGCCCACUUCCCAACAAUACUCUAGUAAUACCCUAGUAGUGUUGGGUCAUUCUGUGGACAGUUACUCCUGUACUGUAGAACACCAUGAGGACCUCCACUCUCCUGCAGUGUGGAAACAAACCUCAGUUCUGACUGCAGCUGUAGGAAUCAUAGUGGUUGUUCUGGUUCUCAUCCUCUGUCUCUCUGGACUCAUGUGGUUCAGGAAGAAUGCCUCCAAACCCACCAACACAAGAGACACAGCAGACGUUGGACAGGGAGACACUAGUCCAGUGUUUGACAACGUCUCAAACAUGGCCAUGAACUCUACUGCAGCACAGACAGCUGACACAGACAUCCAGGAUGAUGUUCACUACGCCAGCGUCCACUUCUCUCGUCCCAAAAACCAGGAAUUGUCUCUGUACUCCACCGUCCAAGUGCCUCAACCCCAGAAAGAGGAUGAGGAUGUCCCGUACGCUGCUGUGAAAUUCAACCUCCCUAUUGCUGCCACCCGACACGCAGCAGCACAAGCAGCUGAGGAGGACUCCUGUGUUCUCUACAGUACAGUCAACAAACCCUGAACCAAGAAGACCCAAACACUAUAAACCCAGAACCAAGAAGACCUGAACACAGCAAACCCAGAAAGAAGAAGACCUGAACACAGCAAUCCCAGAAAGAAGAAGACCUGAACAGAACAAGUUUGACAAAAACCUUGUAUAUCUUGACCUGUAUAUUUAAACUAAGUGAUAUAAUGCAUGUGGAGGUGUGGAAUAUUGACCAUUAUAAACUGGGUGGUUUGAGCUGUGAAUGCUGAUUGGCUGACCGGCGUGGUAUACCAGACCGUAUACCAUGGGUAUUAACAUUUGUGUUUACUGGUCUAAGUACAUUGGUAACCAGUUUAAAAUAAGGCACCUCGCUGUUUGUGGUGCAUCCAAGCACUCCGCGUUGCAUUGUGCAUAAGAACAGCCCUUAGAGGUAGUAUAUUGGCCAUAUACCACACCUCCUCAGGCCUUAUUGCUUAACUUUAUAAUGACAACAAGGCACUUCAGGGGUUUGUGUUAUAUGACCAACAUACUGUUCCACGGCUUAUUUUAAACUGGUUAACAACAUAAAUAGAACAGUAAACAAGUAUUUUUACGUCAUACCCGUGGUAUAUUGUCUGAUAUACAGUAUAGACUUCUGAAAUGCUGUUUCAGCCAAUCAGCAUCCAGGGCCAAAACUACCCAGUUUGUAAUUGUAUUUAAUAAUAUAUUCCCUCUGGUAGACACUUUUGUCCAAAUUCACACAGUCAUUACAGUCAUGCCUGAAUAUAUUUUUCGUAUGGGAAGUCCCAGCAGAAAUGGAACCCAUGCUCCAUGCUGUACCAACUGAGCCACAGGACGACUCUAUUCACACUUAGAGUAGGAGUUCUGAUCUAGGGUCAGUUAUGACUUUUAAACUAUGAUGAAUUAGAAAGGGACCUUAACAUUUUUAUAUAUAUAUUUUUACAUUGAAAAAUGUUGUAUUCCUGACGUAGGAAACCUUGAGUUCCAGUUAUAUUUUACAGUGCAUUCAGAAAGUAUUCAGACCCCUUGACUUUUUCCACAUGUUGUGAUGUUUCAAACUUUUUCUCAAAUUGAUGAAAUAGUUCUCUCCUCAUCAAUCUACACACAAAGCCCCAUAAUGCUAAAGCAAAAAAGGUUUUUAGACAAUUUUGCAAAUGUAUAAAUAAAAAAAAACGGCAAUAUCACAUUUACAUAAGUAUUCAGACCCUUUAAUCAGUACUUUGUCAAAGCACCUUUGGCAGCGAUUACAGCCUCGAGUCUUCUUGGGUAUGACGCUACAAGCAUGGCACACUUGUUUUUGGGGAGUUUCUCCCAUUCUUAUCUGCAGAUGUUCUCAAGCUUGGUCAUGUUGGAUGGGGAGCGUCGCUGAACAGAUAUUUUCAGGUCUCUCCAGGGAUGUUCGAUCAGGUUCAAGUCCGGGCUCUGGCUGGGCCACUCAAGGACAUUGAGAUUUCUCCCGAAGUAACUUCUGCUUUGUCUUGGCUGUGUGCUUAGGGUCCUUGUCCUAUUGGAAGGUUGAACCUUCACCCCAGUCUGAGGACCUGAGCCCUCUGGAGCUGGUUUUCAUCGAGGAUCUCUCUGUACUUUUCUCCAUUCAUCUUUCCCUCGAUCCUGACUAGUCUCCCAGUCCGUGCCGCUGAAAAAUAUCCCCUCAGCAUGAUGCUGCCACCACAAUGCAUCCCUUUAGGGAUGGUGCCUGUUUUCCUCCAGACGGGACGCUUGGCAUUCAGGCCAAAGGGUUCAAUCUUGGUUUCAUCAGACCAGAUAAUCUUGUUUCUCAUGGUCUGAGAGUCUUUAGGAGCCUUUUGACAAACUCCAAGCAGGCUUUCAUAUGCCAUUGGCUUCCAUAUGGCCACUCUACCAUAAAGGCCUGAUUGGUGGAGUGCUGCAGAGAUGGCUGUCCUUCUUGAAGGCUCUCCCAUCUCCACAGACGAACUCUGGAGCUCCAUCGGGUUCGCCUCGCUGACCAAGGCCCUUCUCCCCCGAUUGAUCAGUUUGGUCAGGUGGCCAGCUCUAGGAAGAGUCUUGGUGGUUCUAAACUUCUUCUAUUUAAGAAUGAUGGAUACCACUGUGUUCUUGGACCUUCAAAAAUACAGAAAUGUUUUGGAACCCUUCCCCAGAUCUGUGCCUCAGCACAAUCCUGUCUCGGAGUCCUAGAGACAAAUCCUUCGACCUUAAUGAAUGUUGCUCUGACAUGCACUGUCAACUGUGGGACCUCAUAGACAGGCGUGGGCCUUUCCAAAUCAUGUCCAAUUAAUUGAAUUUACCAGAGGUGGGCUCCAAUCAAGUUGUAGAAACAUCUCAAGGAUGAUUAAUAGAAACAGGAUGCAGCUGAGUUCAAUUUCGAGUCAAAGCAAAAGGUCUGAAUACUUAUCUAAAUAAGAUAUUUCUGUUUUUUUGUUUUAAUACAUUUGCAGCGACUCCAUGGCUUUAUUAAAUUCGGCUAUCUCUGUAUGCUGGGGAGAAACAGUCCGUUUGUUGCCAUGCCACUAUUUAUUUUUCCUAAACACUCCCAUCGCAUUAUACACCUUUUAUUUACUAUUUUCCAAGGUAGAGCUACCCACUUUCCCAGAUAAUAAUUUAUUAGUCACAUCACUUAAUUUCUCCUAUCAAAGCCUACUUUAUAAUGUCUACACUUUCUUAUCUCUUUAUUUAUCCACUUGCUAUAUUCUCUCUUAGCCUA